This is a messenger RNA of Chionomys nivalis (European snow vole), 879 nucleotides long. Its product is annotated as histone H3.3A-like. Gene Ontology annotation, cellular component: nucleosome. The transcript has a single exon. Gene Ontology annotation, molecular function: DNA binding; structural constituent of chromatin; protein heterodimerization activity. NCBI's taxonomy places the organism in Eukaryota, Metazoa, Chordata, Mammalia, Rodentia, Cricetidae. The record is from RefSeq and is a predicted model, not a curated record. Bases 122 to 646 code for a protein of 174 amino acids.
UUGGUCGUUCGUUGGAGGUAGAUCUUCUGUUCCUGUCGCCGGUCGCGGCUCCCGUUUGCGCGCUCACAGCGGCGCGGCGGUCCCAGCACGGGCCUCAGACUCCGGCUUUGGGCGAAAGAAAAUGGCCCGAACCAAGCAGACCGCUAGGAAGUCGACCGGGGGGAAAGCGCCCCGCAAGCAGCUGGCCACCAAGGCGGCCCGGAAAAGCGCGCCCUCUACCGGCGGGGUGAAGAAGCCGCACCGCUACAGGCCCGGGACCGUGGCUCUGCGAGAGAUCCGUCGCUACCAGAAGUCGACUGAGCUGCUCAUCCGGAAGCUGCCUUUCCAGAGGUUGGUGAGGGAGAUCGCCCAGGACUUCAAGACGGACCUGAGGUUUCAGAGUGCAGCCAUCGGUGCCCUUCAGGAGGCCAGUGAAGCGUACCUGGUGGGGUUGUUUGAAGAUACCAACCUGUGUGCCAUCCACGCCAAGAGAGUCACCAUCAUGCCCAAAGACAUCCAGUUGGCUCGCCGGAUACGGGGGGGGGGGAGAGAGCUUAAGUCGAGGCGGUUUUUAUGGCAUUUUGUAGUAAAUUCUGUAAAAUACUUUGGUUUAAUUUGUGACUUUUUUUGUAAGAAAUUGUUUAUAAUAUGUUGCAUUUGUACUUAAGUCAUUCCAUCUUUCACUCAGGAUGAAUGGGGAGAGUGACUGUUCACAGACCUCAGUGCUGUGGGCGCUGUGGCUCAGGAGUGACAAGUUGCCGGUGUGCAGAAGGGAUGGGUGAUAGUACUUGCUUCUCAUGAUGCAUGUUUCUGUAUGUUAAUGACUUGUUGGGUAGCUAUUAAGGUACUAGAAUUGAUAAAUGUACAGGGUCCUUUUGCAAUAAAACUGGUUAUGACUUG